GAUGAGGAUCUGAGGGGAGUUUGCCAGAUCUGGGGCUGCAUCAUUCAGCACAUCUGGAAGUGGUUUAUGGGGCUCUUUCACUACGCCAGUGCAAUGUCUGGAUUCUGAGCAGCUUCUCAGAGGCAGAAAAAGGAAAGAAAAACCAGCACCGCUCCAAAGUACACUUGAAGGAUUUGAAAAAGGAUUCCCAAUUUAAAAGCAUUACUGUGGCCCUUUAAGGCUCAUGUACCUAGGAUUUCCAAGGGGAGUCAUGGGCAAGGCAGUUUUGGCAUGAGCGCUUGCAGUUUUGGGUGAGCUAGGAACCAAGUGUUGUCGCCCUGCAAUUCUUCUGGAGAAAGAAGCCGUGAGUGCUGUGCUGCGUUUGAAAGAUUGCAGUUCUUAACCAAAGGAACAUAUGGCUCUGUUAAGGAAAAUGUUUCCAGUAACAUCCUACUCAGUCAGGGGUGAUUUAUGUUAGACUGCUUAAGCAUUCAGUCCAAGGCAGACUCUGGUAGAAGCUGAAAAAUCCAAAUAUACAUUAAUCAGAUCUUAUUAUUCCUACUUCUUUUGACCAUCUGUGUCAUUCUGUAUAAUAAAGUUCACAAGGUGCCAUCUACAUUAAAUAAUGAAACAAUUGAUUUGGAGAGUCCUGAGGAAAUGGAAGAAGAAAUUCCAGUGGUGAUAUGUGCUGCUGCGGGUAGAAUGGGUGCAGCGGUAGCAGCAAUCAGUAGCAUCUACAGCAACACCGAUGCUAAUGUUUUGUUCUACAUAGUUGGCCUAAAGAACACAAUUCCACAUAUCAGAAAAUGGAUUGAAAAUUCCAAACUGAAAGAAAUAAAGUAUAAAACUGUGGAGUUCAACCCUAUGGUACUAAAAGGAAAAAUAAGACCAGAUGCAUCACGCCCUGAGUUACUCCAGCCUCUGAACUUCGUUCGAUAUUAUCUCCCCCUGCUUAUCCACAAACAUGAGAAAGUCAUAUAUUUGGAUGAUGAUGUGAUUGUGCAAGGUGACAUCCAGGAACUGUACGACACAAAGCUAGCUCCAGGCCAUGCUGCAGCUUUUUCAGACGACUGUGAUUUGCCUUCUACUCAUGAAAUGGUGAGAAGUGUAGGAAUGCAGAACACAUACAUGGGAUAUCUGGACUACCGGAAGCAAACAAUUAGAGAUCUUGGCAUCAGCCCCAGUACCUGCUCCUUUAAUCCUGGUGUAAUUGUGGCUAAUAUGACAGAAUGGAAGCACCAGCGGAUUACAAAGCAAUUAGAAAAAUGGAUGCAAAGAAAUGUAGAAGAAAACCUCUACAGCAGCACCCUUGGGGGAGGUGUGGCCACCUCUCCAAUGCUCAUUGUAUUCCAUGGAAAAUAUUCUACUAUUAAUCCCUUGUGGCAUGUCCGACAUCUUGGGUGGAGUCCCGAUGCCAGGUAUUCAGAGCAUUUUCUUCAAGAAGCUAAAUUACUUCAUUGGAAUGGAAGGUAUAAACCUUGGGAUUACCCUAGUGUUCAUAAUGACCUAUGGGAAAACUGGUUUAUCCCUGACCCAUCGGGGAAGUUUAAAAUGAUUCGUCCCAAUAGCUGAUACUGAAAGACGUCUAAAAUGUUUAUGCCUUUAAAAAUAAAUCAGUUUCCAGCAA
This is a messenger RNA of Chrysemys picta bellii (western painted turtle), 1606 nucleotides long. Lineage: Eukaryota; Metazoa; Chordata; Testudines; Emydidae. The record is from RefSeq and is a predicted model, not a curated record.